CCCUGGGUGGGACCGCGAUCACUCUGACAACAAGGAAAUCGUGCUCAGAGCGCGGAUCGCCCGACUGGAGGGAGGGAACGGGGAAGAUCUCUCGGCGGAGGACACCUGGUGUACGAUCGCAAUUGUUAUCACAGCCUAAGGGAUCGCUGCCACCUGCCCGGGAACGGAGCUGGGCUGUGUGUGGUCUGGGGGUGAUCAGAGGGCCCCCCCGGGGGGGAACUUCCUCCUCCGGACUGUGCGAUCCGUGUGUGUACAUGGGGGGGAGGGGUGUCCAUACUCGGUGCUGAUUUCUCCCAGAUGAAGUCAUGUUGUUGGUUUCCUCUCCGAGCGGAGAGUGUGUAACAUUCCUUACGUAACAUCGCCGCUGUGCCCUGGGUGUUGUCUGCGUACAACUGGAAGUGACAGGAGGGAGGAGGAAGGAGAGGGCUCUAUGAAAAAGAAGCAAUCAGUAAGCAACAAUGUCAUCAGAUGGACUGUCGUCUAAGGCCCUAAAGGUGAAAAGAGAGACCGGGGAGAACACUCCAGUCCUCUCAGAUGAUGAAUUAAUGUCAAUGUCUGUGCGGGAGCUUAACCACCACUUGCGUGGUUUGUCAAAGGAAGAAGUGGUGCGGCUCAAACAAAGGAGAAGGACCCUAAAGAACAGGGGCUAUGCAGCCAGCUGCCGUGUAAAGCGUGUUUCCCAAAAGGAAGAACUAGAGAAACAGAAGAAUGACCUCCAGCACGAAGUGGAUAAGCUAGCACAGGAGAAUUCUACCAUAAAACUGGAGCUGGAUGCCCUGAGGGCAAAGUAUGAGGCUCUGCAGAACUUUGCGCACUCAGUGUCCUUAGGGCCCAUCACUCCAGCAAAAGUUGCUGCCACCAGUGUGAUCACCAUUGUGAAAUCCUCUGGGAACUCUUACUCUUAACAAAUGUAAAAUGUCUUUCCUUGUGCAUCCAGUCCCAUCUCACACCACCAACAGCUAUCAGCCACACUUCAGACUGCAGCUUUCAAAAGAUGUGGCUAGCAACCAGUAUAAGACUUCCAUAAUUGGUCAUCAAUUCUUUUUCCUUUACAUUUCCCCUAGGCUUACCCCUAUAUGCAUUGUGUUAUGAAAUACAGUAAUUUACAGGGUACAUCCAUGUUUUCAGUUUUGGGUGAAAGCCAAUGGCUUGAAUGGCCCGCCAGCUUUUUAUAAUGCAAAGAGAGCUCUUGCCGUAAGAUCUCAUCGCCUGUGUCAGUAGUUCUAUUCUCCGUCUGCAGCCAUUGAGGGGAUCCCUCACUCUUCCUUGUGGAUUCUUUGUUAUCUUGACCUGAUGAUGAACAUGUCAAAAGGAGACAUUACAGUGCCUACUGUGGGGAAACGAAAGCUUUUGGGGGAAAAUCUGGCAAAGGGAUACAAAAAUACAAAUUCAAGACACCAGUGCCAAUCCAAACCUACAAAUCAGUUUUAGGUGGGCUCAGCCUCAUAUCUAAACUACAAAAUUCCAUUCACAGCACAUUGUGGCUGUGGAACUCAGAACUAGUAUGCUUCUACAUGUUGGGCAGUGCUUUAGAAAAGCAUUGGAUUUUCUUAAAGUAAGCCUGUCACAAAAUAUUAUAGUCCUUAUAUCAAAGUUUAUUUUUAUGCUGUUUUGGCGCUUAUGCCAUCACACAAUGUAUCCUUCCUAUGUUAUAAUAGUGCUAGAAGUAAAAAUAAUCUUCACUCAUUGUUUGGGAAAAGUCAAAAUGCAGAGAUUGAAAUCCAUAUGGAUAUCUAUUUUGUUAUUUCACAUUUUAUUAUUUUUAAUAUAUUUUAUUUAUUUUAACAAUAUUUAUUGUGAUGGGCAAAAAAUUGCAUACCUGGCAGGUUCACUUAAAAAAAAAAGUGUUUGCGUGUUAUCUUUUGUAGAGGAACAUUCUACCAUUUGCUAGAGAUGACCCAUACCAUGCAGUGCUGGGACAGUGUAUAUGUUUGUACUAGCUUCAAUGCAGCCUCAUGUGGGUUGGUUUCAUUUUGUCUGGUUCAUAGGAUUUUGGUCCAGAAAAAUGUAUGCAGUGUGGGGGACAAGUUAAUAUAUUCAACAGAUAUGAAAGUAAUCGGUCAUGUGAAGAUGAGGAAAUAGGAAGUUGACGACUAAGGUGGAGAACGAGAGGUUGUUGGUGGAGUAGAGCUUUAAGAAAGAGUAAGUGAUUUAGAAGAGAUAUAUUUACAUAUAUAAUAUUCGCUUCAGUACAAGGCAGCCACAUUAGACCUUUUUUGGCAGUUUAAAACAUUUCCUGGCUGCAGAUCAAAAAGAAAAGGUCUUUUUAUAAAAACAUGUAAUUUCAAAAUGGCCAAUGUGGAUUGUCGGCUCAAUUAUUGUCUUGGGAAUUAGAUUUGUGGGUGCUGUCUACAGCUAGUAAGUGCUUCAGGUAGGAAGUUCCUCCUUCUAAGGCUCAGUUCACACUGGGGCGAUCUGUCAGGCGUUUAUCCGCCUGACAAGUCGCGCUCCAUUCAGUGUAAUGGGACUGUUCUAAUCAGUCGCUCCGACUUAGAAACGUUUUCCUGUACUAUUUGGGGGAGAGUUCGGAGCGGCUUGUAGUGACUUCUAUCACAAAAGUUGUUUGCAAGCCACGCUGUGUGGGGCGGCUUGCAGAGUCGGACGACUUUGAAGCUUCCCCAGUGUGAACCGAGAAGGGCUCAACUGUACGAGUUUUGUUGCAAAUAUAUAACUUAUUUGUUGCCAUUUGAAAUAUUUUUUGCAAAUGAGGCACUGUUCCAAAAUGGAUUAAUUUUCCUGGUCCCAAGCAAUUUUACCUCUCAUACAGAGCUGCACCCUUAGCCUUAUAAGAGACUAACUUGAUGCAUAUAUAUAAAUACAUAUAUAAUAAAAAAUACUGCUGUAGAAGUCACAUUACUAAUGUGAAAUGAGCAUACUGAAGCUGGCAAUGAAAUUGUUGAACAGUGCAAGGAUGAAGAGAAAUGUGUAUGCAUAUUAUUUUAUGCAGAUUUAAAGAAAGACUAGCAUGUAUAAAAGAUAGAAGGUAGACCUUGAUUCCUUCUGGACACAAAGAAUGGACAUCAACCUUCAUGAGGUGCCCUAGAUUGAUAAUACCAAGUGCUUGAUUGGGUAUGGGUAGCUGCCAGUGUCCUGGCACAAGAAAGUCCUCUUGUUGUACACUGAUACUGGUGCGCGGUACUUUAAUGUGUCCUUGAGACAUCACUAUAUAAUAUUACUGUAACUUUAAAGCUGAAGUGGCCAGUUAGGGCAUAUGACAAGUACCCCACUCCCUUGUAUACCAUUACUUAUGGUGAGCUGGGUCCGCUCCUUCUUUGUGGAGACACUCUAAAAUAACUUUAUUAGCUGCUUUAGGAAGAAUCAAUUUGACAAGCCAUGGGACAGAGAAUUCUCACUGCUGUGGGGUGUGAUGUCGCUGACCUCAAUAUUCCAGGCCAUUUCUCUCUGAUUAUCUCUGUUGCCAUUAUGUGCUUUCUUAUUUAUGUUUGAGACGUUUAUUUUUCUGUAUAUUUAUAUAUUUUUAUUUUAAAAAUAAUAGGGUUAAGGGUGGGAAAGUCUUAUUUUAAUUGUUGUGUUUUUUUUUUUGUUUUUUUUUGUUUUUUUUAAUGGUUAUUGACAAAAAAGCAUUAUUACUUGAGAUUAGAGUUAGCUGCAUUCAGGAAUUCUAAUUACAGAUGAAAAAUUUGAAACAUCAAAAAUAUAUAAUGAUAACUCUUAUUUAUAAAUAUAUAUUAUAUUAUUUAGUCUCUAUACCUGGUUUUUGGAUUGGGCAACUGGUUAUGUUGGGAUAGUCAUAUAGACCAGCAACAGCCAAAGAACCUGACAUUGCCCCAGCAUUCUGUUUCUUUACUUUUAAAAGGGGGUUUCCACCUUCAGAAAUGUUGCAUUUGUAUGUCUAAUGGCAGAGUCAGCAUUUACUAAGUAAAAUAAUGCUGUGAUUUUUGAGCCUCUUCUGUAUUUCCCAUAUGUCCCAUAAGUCGUAUCUUUAUGGCUGCUUGACAGAGUUGCUUACUCUUUGCCUUUUGAUAUACCACAGCUUAGCUUGGCCUUGUGCCUGUGUAUACAGCGUUAUACACAUAUAUAGACCACAGCUGCCUUAUUACAGAGCAACAUAGACAACUUACCUGGACAAAUGAAAUAACAUCUUUGGGGGAGAGCUCGGAGAGAUAUUGAAAAAUUAAAAUGCAGAUCAGUGUGCUGUGCUUAAGUAAAUGGUAUUCAUCUACAAUCCUAAAUGUGGAUUUAUAUAUUAGGCCUGGUUUACACUGGUGCGAUUUCAAAUGCUACUUGAGUUGCACUGAAUCGCAUGACAAUGAAAAUCACAUUGUUUUCAAUGGUGUCCUUUUACAUCAAUGCAAUGAAACUUUGGGGAAGGGUCCUGUGCUACUUUGGUGCGAUGCAGUGCAAUUUUUUUUUUUUUGUGCCCUAUAGACUUCAGUUGAAACGCAUCAAAAAAACACAUCACUUGUGUUUGAUGCGAUUCCUGUGCGUCCCCCCACCUCCAGAAGGCAUAGUAGUAGGCAAAUAGUGUCAAAAAGACACUAGGUAGUACUGCAGUUGUACUACCUGAUCACAUUGGAAAUUGGAUGAAAUCGCAGGGGCACUAGUGUGAACCACGUCUUAAGGUAAAUUCUAGAAGUAUUCUGUUACAACCUGUACAUACACUGUUUAUGUAUUACUGUUAUUUUUGCAAUACAAGCUUAAACACUCACACUGAUAUUUAAAUGAAGAAAGAAUACAAGCGCAUCUGUCUUUAAGGCUUGGUUCACACUUGCAGGCCCGACAGACCAUUCAUUUGAAAAGGCUGCUGUGCCCAUGCAAAUUGCUGCCUCCAAAAAAUGCAUGGGUGUGAACCUAACGUAACUGAGUUUUAAAGAUGGACAUAUUGCUAUGGCUCUUCUAAACAUCUUUGAUAAAAAGCUGACACUUUUGUGCUUGGACAAAGCUUUUCUUUCCAGUUUUUUUUUUUUAGCUUGCUAUUUGCUGGAAGUGGAAACCCUCUAAAGAAGAAUUUACUUAAUUCGUAGAGUUAGUAUAGCUCUUUCAGAGUAUGAUCCUGCUGCUUUACGUCUGCCAAUUAGAAAGAUCCAUUUCUGAUUUGAUUGUGUGUUUUAGGCUUCAGAUUUACCCUAUUUUAUUUUAGACCAAUUCACCAAAAAAAAAUGAAAGGACAUAGAGGUCCAUAGCAGUCCUUUUGCUGUGGUCUAACUUCCCAGUAUUUGCACUUUUUAUAUGGCAGUUUAUAAAUGGAAUUUUAUGUACAACCCACUAUAACAAGACUGGCAAACCUGCUAAUCAGCAUCUUGUAAACAUCCAAAACCAUGUUAUGGUCCUGCUCUAAAUGAUUUAAUUAAAAAAACUUUUUGUUCCUUUUUAUCUUGAUGGCCAAAUUUAUACAUCUAGAACAUACUGCUCAUUCAGAUGGAAGGUGUUAAUCUUCCCGUCCUUCCACUUAAGUCCAAUGUGUAUUAAUUUCCCAAUGCUGAAGCUUGGGAGUACAAUGAGGGCUUUUUUUGAAACGCAACAUGCGCUAUGACAUAUUACAAUUCAUUUUGCAGCAAUGCUUUCAUACUGUGGCUUCCACUAGUGGUGACUUCAUUGACAGAAGGAAGGUUACAUUUUAAUCAUUAUCUUUAUUUAUUCCCCUAACCUUUUUUCUGGCAGUGAACCAUCACCCUCUCUGCUGCAGUGCAGACUAUGGCUUAUAAUGCCAGCUGGGGUGUGAGUCCUAUUUCAGGUGUAGUAUCUGUGUGUUCAUCAGACACAAGUGCACAGUACUUAUUCUGCAUUAAAAUCUCAUGUAUUGAACAUUUUUCAUCUAAUAUAUAUGUGUGUAAAUAAAUAUAGUGAAUGGUAUUUAUUUUUCUGAACAUUUUAAAGUCCUUUCUAAGUGUAUUUUAUAUUGUUUGAAUAAAGCAUUUUCAUGUAAA
Rana temporaria (common frog) is the source of this 5888-nucleotide messenger RNA. It is a transcript of the gene MAFF, whose product is annotated as MAF bZIP transcription factor F. Gene Ontology annotation, biological process: regulation of transcription by RNA polymerase II; regulation of epidermal cell differentiation. NCBI's taxonomy places the organism in Eukaryota, Metazoa, Chordata, Amphibia, Anura, Ranidae. Bases 459 to 905 code for a protein of 148 amino acids. Gene Ontology annotation, molecular function: DNA-binding transcription factor activity, RNA polymerase II-specific; RNA polymerase II cis-regulatory region sequence-specific DNA binding. Gene Ontology annotation, cellular component: nucleus. The record is from RefSeq and is a predicted model, not a curated record. The transcript is spliced from 3 exons.